AUGAAAUCAAUGUCCCGCCCUCACUUGAGCGGAAUAGACAAAAAAUCGUUAGGCUGGUCAGCUAAUGAGGACAGACGAGUGGACACAAUACUAGAAAUUUUGAAAUGGAUCCCUCGCAACGCAAAACGUCCUCAAGGGAGGUCACCUAUCAGAUGGGCUGACGUGUUCGUUGCAACAACUGAAAUCUCGGCUGUUAACGAGUACUGGAUCUGGACCUCGCGAACGUCGCCGUCGCUGUUGUAUAGCAGCAUCGUGGAUGACGAUAGCAAGGGACGGAAACGGAUGGAAACAAUGCUGUGGUCUGCAUGA
Strongylus vulgaris is the source of this 309-nucleotide messenger RNA. The record is from the annotation of a GenBank genome assembly. Lineage: Eukaryota; Metazoa; Nematoda; Chromadorea; Rhabditida; Strongylidae.